UCACGGGCUCACCGAUUUUGCAAAAUCUGCGAACUCUCUUACCAGAAAUAGACUUAUGAAUUCCAUCAUAAACCACAUCGACAUUUAUCGCUAAUUACUUGUACUCUUCCAUAUGGACCCCCUAGGAGCUACUGCGAACCUUGUGGACAUCAAUUCGCUUCCAAAAUGGUCUACGACACCAGUUCCUAACUACGAACCCGGCUCCAAUGAAAGCCAGAGCUCAAGUUUCCUAUCGCCAUUUCCUGUAGACGAAGAAAUCAACGCAAAAGUUGUUCUUUGGAAUGGGGAUAUUACCAAGCUGGCCGCUGAUGCCAUUGUGAACACAACCAAUGAGUCCCUGAGUGACAGGGGAGCCCUGAGCGAGAGGGUGCAUAGAGCUGCCGGGCCUGAACUAAUGCAGGAAUGCAGACAACAGCUACUGGGCUGUCGCACUGGAGAGGCUAAAAUAUCUGAAGGAUACAAUCUCCCUGCAAGAUAUGUUAUCCAUACUGUUGGUCCUCGUUAUAACACUAAAUACAAGACGGCAGCAGAGAGUGCUCUCUUCUCAUGCUACAGAAAUACCAUGCGGCUCGUCAGGGAAAAUAAAAUAUCUACCAUUGGUGUGUGUGUUGUCAACACUACAAAACGAGGCUACCCUCCGGAGGAUGGGGCUCACAUUGCGCUGAGGACUGUACGUAGAUUCCUGGAAAAGUACGGGUCUGCGGUUGAUACUGUGGCGUUCGUAGUGGAAGGUGCAGAGGCAGUAGUAUAUGCAAAGGUUAUGCCGAUCUACUUCCCUCGGGACAAGUUCGAGGAAGCACAUGCAUUAACGCUGAUGCCAGAUGACAUCGGAAAUGAAGAGGGCGAGCCUAUCAUCCCUGAGCGACAGAUCAGAAUCGUGCCCAAGCCACCGUCACUGCAACACGGCGAGGAUGUCGAAGAGGCAGAAGAGGCCGAGGGGCAUCUAGAUAUGACCGAACUGCAUGUUGGGAAGCACGCGUUCGCCGUCAUGGCAGGCGACCAUGACCAGAUGACCAAGCAACGGGCGCAUCGCUCAGACGACGGGAUGAAGGUCGUAGAGCAACAGAGGGUGUAUCAAAGAUGGCUUCGCAGAGCUCGCACAGAAAAUUUCGCAGACUUUUCUAGACAGAAAAUUUUAUACCAAUCAGGUGUGGAUUUUUUAGGUAGGCCAGUUGUUGUAUUUGUAGCAAGACAUUUUACAGCACAGAAUACAGACCUUGGAAAGGCCGUAGCAUAUUUUAUCAGUGUUCUGGAUAGAAUAGUCAACAGGGAUUAUGUCGUUGUCUACUUCCAUACACACAGCACCGAAGAGAACCAGCCACCCAUGUCCUUCCUCAAGGAGCUGUAUCAUAUAGUCGACAACAAAUACCGGCGAAACCUCAAGGCGUUCUACAUUGUACACCCUACGGUCUGGGCACGAAUAGUCACGUGGUUUUUCACAACCUUUACCGCAUCUUCCGUCAAAGAAAAGGUCCAUUUCCUGUCAGGCGUUCAAUACCUUUAUGACUGGAUUAACCCGGACCAACUAGACAUACCAGCAUACGUCCUUGAAUAUGAUAUGAAGGAAAACGGGACGAACUACCACACCCCAGCUUCAACCUACAGAACUGGGGGUUUAUAAUGAAUUGAUGUCCUACCAAGAAAUCUUACAAAUCAAUACAAAGACAUGCAGCGCCAGGCCAGCCGCAUGGGCCUUUCAUUGAUAAACACAAAACCUUUUCAAUAUGCCCUGAACAAUGUUAGUAAUUCCUAUUCAAGGAUUAUCUUAGAGAAAGGAUAAUUGGGAGUCAGAUUCCUUUUAAAUUUCGUAGAGGGAGGAUGUCAAAUGUUACGGACCAUUUCUCCAUUCUGUAUUGCAGAUUUUUCCUUCGUACUAUGAUACUUCAAUGUUAUAUACUGCGUUCACUCUGACUGUGCUUUUAUCGAAUUUGACAAAUGUAAGUAAGGAUAGUGAUAAACAGCUCUGAUAAGCGAGCAUUCAAUUUAAUAUUUAUCACAUGAUUACUUAAUGUUCCUGACUGAGUUAGAGUGAACACAUGUGACAUAUAUAGAUUUAGGCACUGCCUAAAAGCAGAGCCAGCAUGCAAUCAAUUUAAGCCAUAUUAAAAUACCUAUAUAUGUAUGUAUGUAUAUAUGUCAUGUGUGAGUGAAGCCGUUUAUAGAAAACUGCUUGAUGCACUUUUUAUGGGAUAAUGUAUGAACGAACUAGCUGAAUUAAUAGUCGGACUAGUAUAAUAAAAAUCAACAUCCCA
Molecule: messenger RNA, 2252 nt
Organism: Nematostella vectensis (starlet sea anemone)
Lineage: Eukaryota; Metazoa; Cnidaria; Anthozoa; Actiniaria; Edwardsiidae
Product: protein GDAP2 homolog
Exons: 12
Coding region: 113-1621 (502 amino acids)
Source: RefSeq, a predicted model, not a curated record